Anthostomella pinea is the source of this 1275-nucleotide messenger RNA. Lineage: Eukaryota; Fungi; Ascomycota; Sordariomycetes; Xylariales; Xylariaceae. The record is from the annotation of a GenBank genome assembly.
AUGGGUCCCGCAUCCUCACCACAUGUCCUCAUCAUAGGUGCCGGUCUGGGCGGCAUGACUCUCGCCCAGACAUUACGGAAGCAGGGAAUCACAUUCGAGAUAUUCGAGCGAGAAGAGAACGACGAUGCCCGACAACAAGGAUGGGUCAUUGGACUGCACGGGUACGGUCUCAGCACAUUCUUUAUGUUCCCAUCUCACAUGGAAGACGCUGACCCUUUCCAUAGCAUGCUCGACGAUCUCAAAGCAUCGAUACCCGACGACAUGCCCCCUAUCGCGCAGGUGAACCAUCUUCUCCCUCUUGACUACGCCGUCGAGUUCGCCUGGUACAGCCUGAGCGGUGUGCCCGAUGCCGGCAAGGUUGGCGUGCGGGACGACGGGUCCGGCAAUAUCAUCCGAGCCCCUCGUCGUCGUCUCCGCCAGUGGUUGUCCACGAAUAUCCUGAUCCAGUGGGGCAAGCGAGCGGCUCGGAUCGAAGAAGACAAGGAGUCGGUGACGGUGUAUUUCGAAGAUGGGUCCUCGGCCAGAGGCGACAUCCUCAUCGGCGCCGAGGGCGCUCGCAGUACCACCCGUAAUCACAUCCUCAAAGGCCAGGACCCGAUCCCAAGAGCCGCCACCGGCGUCGUGGGCGGCACGUGUACGCUCAGCGGCCAAGACCUGGAAGAACAGCUCCGCCUGGGCCACUCCUGCUACCUGGUCGAUAUGCCCCCCGUCCACGGCUCGCCCAUGUUCCUCUUCGUAGCCCUGCACGAGAUGCUGCCGGACGGCAAGGCGGGCGAGUAUUGCUUCUUCAUCAUGUGGCCCGACGUAGACGCCGCGCGGGACGACUUCUGGACGUGGAACGCUGGCGGCGAGCAACUCCGCGACUUCGCCAUGCAGAAGAGCAGGGAACUGCCGGCCAAGUUCAGGACCGUCAUCGAGAGUUCAACGCCGAUGGAGUCGCCGCUUCGGUUCUGGGCCCUGGCGAUGGACUCGUUGCCGACGGGGCGGAUCACGUUGCUUGGAGACGCCGCCCAUGCCAUGCCACCUUUCCGAGGAGAAGGCGGCUACCACGCCUUGCAAGACGCGUUGAACCUGUCGAGGGCCAUUGCGAAGAUCGACAAGGACGACAACGAGAACAUCAAGGAGCUGUUUGGUGGGUACCAGGCGGAAAUGCUCGAGCGAGGCGCCAAAGCUUCAAGGCUGUCGGCCGCUGCUUUCUCGCAGUCCUGGGACAGCGAGGAUUCGGGCGCUCACUACUCGUGGGGACAGCCAGUCGUGCCAUUUCCUGAAGACUGA